AAAAAGAAGAAAUUUUCACUUCUCUGACAUCCUUAAAUUAAUCUUAGCUCACAUCUGUCAAUGCCCUUCCCUCACUUGUAGAUUCACAGCUAAAUCCUCUCUCUCUCUUUCUAUCUCUUUACAUCACCUGAAGACAAAAAAAAUCCCACUUUUCUUUUUAUCUUUCUUUGUUUUGUCUGCUUCUUAUCUAACUUCCAGUUGCCCGCACAGAAAAGAAGAUCCCAGAAAAUAUGAAUGAACUUUCCGGGAUCUCAUGUGCAGCUGGUUUUGGAGAAUCUUGUUUAUAAUAUCAUUUGGUGUUGAAACUUGAAAGCAUCUUUUGAGAACUUCAGUUCUUUGUCAGUAUCUGCAGCUCCUGAAGAAAAAAGAAGUUUCUUGGUUUUGGUGGUGUCUAUGUGUUUGAAUCAGUGCGAUUAGAUUCAUAUUUGCGUAGAAUGGCUGGUGGCAGGAGAAAGAAGCAGCAUUUUAGCAGAAUACAUGCCUUUUCUUGUGGGAAAGCAUCUUUCAAAGGGGAGCACUCAUUGAUUGGAGGGCCUGGUUUCUCAAGGGUAGUGUAUUGCAAUGACCCUGAAUGCUUUGAGGCAGGUCUCCUCAACUAUGGUGAUAAUUAUGUCAGAGGUACAAAGUAUACACUUGCAACCUUCUUCCCAAAAUCGUUGUUUGAGCAGUUCAGGAGGGUUGCCAAUUUUUAUUUUCUUAUCUGUGCAAUAUUGUCCUUCACCCCACUCUCUCCUUACUCAGCUGUCAGUAAUGUUCUUCCAUUAGUUGUUGUAAUUGGAGCUACCAUGGGAAAGGAGGUUGUCGAAGAUUGGAGGCGAAAAAAGCAGGACAUUGAGGUGAAUAACAGGAAAGUUAAGAUGCAUCAAGGUGAUGGUAUUUUUGAACAUACUAAAUGGAUGGAUUUGAAAGUUGGAGAUAUAGUCAAGGUGGAAAAGGAUGAAUUCUUUCCUGCUGAUCUUAUUUUGCUCUCAUCAAGUUACGACGAAGCUAUUUGCUAUGUUGAAACAACAAACCUUGAUGGAGAAACCAAUUUGAAACUAAAACAAGCAUUGGAAGCAACUUCAAGCAUGCAUGAGGAAUCAAGCUUUCAAAACUUCAAGGCUGUCAUUAGAUGUGAAGAUCCAAAUUCAAAUUUGUACUCCUUUGUUGGCAGUUUGGAACUUGGAGAAGAACAGCAUCCUCUAUCCCCCCAGCAGCUUCUACUUAGGGACUCCAAAUUACGAAACACGGAUUAUAUUUUUGGUGCUGUUAUCUUCACAGGCCAUGACACAAAGGUUAUUCAAAAUUCAACAGCACCUCCUUCAAAGAGAAGCAAGAUUGAGAAGAGGAUGGAUAAGAUUGUGUACUUUCUGUUUGCUGUCCUGGUUGUGCUGUCCAUUAUUGGGUCAAUUUUCUUUGGGAUAGCAACCAGGGAGGACCUGGAAAAUGGAAGAAUGACAAGAUGGUACCUUAGACCAGAUAAGACUACAAUUUAUUAUAACCCAAAAAGAGCAGCAGUUGCAGCAAUUUUGCAAUUUUUGACAGCCCUCAUGUUGUAUUCAUAUUUGAUUCCCAUUUCCUUGUAUGUAUCCAUCGAAAUUGUCAAAGUUCUCCAGAGCAUUUUCAUCAACCAAGAUCUGCACAUGUACUAUGAGGAAGCAGACAAGCCUGCGCGUGCUCGAACCUCAAAUCUAAAUGAAGAACUUGGCCAGGUUGAUACCAUACUUUCUGAUAAAACAGGAACUUUGACUUGCAACUCUAUGGAAUUUAUCAAAUGUUCUGUAGCUGGAAUAUCUUAUGGCCAUGGAAUUACUGAAGUUGAGAGAGCUCUGGCCUGGAGGAAGGGUUCACCUUUGGCUCAAGAGGCAACAGAGGUAGAGGGCCAAGUAGAGAAGUUUAAGGAAGAGAAGCCAUCCGUCAAAGGGUUUAACUUUGUGGAUGAAAGAAUCACUAAUGGUAAUUGGCCAAAUGAAACUCGUGCAGAUGUAAUCCAGAAGUUCUUACGACUAUUGGCUAUCUGCCAUACUGCAAUACCUGAAGUGGAUGAAGGAACUGGAAGAAUUUCUUAUGAAGCCGAAUCACCUGAUGAGGCAGCAUUUGUGGUUGCAGCUAGAGAACUGGGAUUUGAGUUUUAUGAGAGGACACAAACAAGCAUUUCAUUAUACGAGUUAGAUCCAGUCUCUGGCAAAAAAGUUGAAAGAUCUUAUAACCUAUUGAACAUCUUGGAGUUUAGUAGCUCAAGAAAGCGGAUGUCUGUGAUUGUGAGGAAUGAGGAGGGAAAGCUGCUACUACUUUGUAAAGGUGCCGACAGUGUCAUGUUUGAAAGACUUGCAAAGAAUGGACGAGAAUUUGCAGAGCAAACCAAGGAGCACAUUGAUGAAUAUGCUGAUGCUGGUUUGAGGACUUUGGUACUUGCAUACCGUGAAAUAGAUGAGGAAGAAUAUGUUGAGUUCAAUGAGCAAUUCACAGAAGCCAAGAACUUAGUGAGUGGAGAUCGUGAAGAAAUGAUUGAGGAAGUGGCAGAAAAGAUUGAGAGGGAUUUGAUUCUUCUUGGUGCUACAGCUGUUGAAGACAAACUUCAAAAUGGGGUUCCUGAAUGCAUUGACAAACUUGCACAAGCUGGGAUCAAACUAUGGGUUUUGACAGGAGAUAAGAUGGAGACGGCAAUAAAUAUUGGCUUUGCCUGUAGUUUGCUUAGACAAGGAAUGAAGCAAAUAGUAAUAAAUUCAGAGACUCCAGAAAACAAGGCAUUGGAGAAAGCAGGGGACAAAUCUGCUGUUGCAGCGGCAUUUAAGGCAGGCGUUCUCCAGCAGAUAGCUGAAGGGAAGCAGUUGCUUACUUUAUCAAGUGAAAAUUCUGAGGCAUUGGCUUUAAUUGUUGAUGGGAAGUCACUAACUUAUGCUCUGGACGAUGAUGUCAGAGACAUUUUCCUAGAACUUGCCAUUGGCUGUGCAUCAGUUAUUUGCUGUCGUUCAUCUCCUAAACAGAAGGCACUAGUUACAAGACUGGUUAAAAGUAAAACGGGUAGUACAACUCUAGCAAUUGGUGAUGGAGCAAAUGAUGUUGGUAUGCUUCAAGAAGCUGAUAUCGGAGUUGGUAUCAGUGGUGUGGAAGGAAUGCAGGCUGUGAUGUCAAGUGAUAUAGCAAUUGCCCAGUUCCGCUUUUUGGAGCGCUUGCUUCUUGUGCAUGGACAUUGGUGUUAUAGACGGAUCUCAUCAAUGAUAUGCUAUUUCUUUUACAAGAAUAUUGCAUUUGGUUUCACUAUCUUCUUCUAUGAGAUAUAUGCAUCUUUCUCGGGGCAAGCUGUGUACAACGAUUGGUAUCUGUCUCUCUAUAAUGUCUUCUUCACAUCACUUCCUGUGAUUGCUCUGGGAGUUUUUGACCAGGACAUCUCUUCCCGUUUGUGUCUGAAGUUUCCUCUAUUAUAUCAAGAAGGCAUACAGAAUGUCCUAUUCAGCUGGCUUAGAAUCCUUGGCUGGGCAUUUAAUGGAGUGCUAAGUGCUACCAUAAUCUUCUUCUUCUGCAUCCGAGCAAUGCAGCAUCAAGCCUUUCGCAAAGGUGGGGAAGUUGUUGGAUUGGAGAUCCUUGGCGCUACCAUGUAUACAUGUAUGGUCUGGGUAGUUAACUGCCAAAUGGCACUAUCCAUCACUUAUUUUACAUAUAUACAACAUCUCUUCAUCUGGGGCGGCAUUAUAUUAUGGUAUAUAUUCCUCAUGGCUUAUGGAGCCAUGGACCCAGACAUAUCAACUACCGCCUACCAGGUCUUUGUUGAAGCCUGUGCACCAUCUGGAUUGUAUUGGCUUCUCACACUCCUUGUGCUGAUAUGCUCACUUCUCCCAUAUUUCACUUACUCUGCCAUUCAAAUGCGGUUUUUCCCCUUGUAUCAUCAGAUGAUACAGUGGAUAAGAUCUGAUGGGCAAAGCGAUGACCCUGAGUACUGUCAUAUGGUAAGGCAGAGAUCACUACGUCCCACAACAGUAGGUUAUACUGCACGUUUUGAAGCAAAAUCAAAAAGCUUUAAAGAGAGAGCUGGGGAUCAUUGAUGAUUAUCCUCUUCACUAGUUUCUACCGCAAGAUAGUUGUAUAUUACUUGUGCUGCUAGGUUUCUUCUAAUGUACAUAAUUUAACAUCGAGAUAGUUGCAUUUCUUGACAAGAAAGUUAUGUCCCUAAGAUAGUCCUAUGAACCCAACCGAUGCAGCCUUGUAUCCAACCUUUUCAGUUAGAACCAUCUUCUUUUAUUUAUUUCUAUGAGCCCAUAUCACGUUUUUCCGCUAAAGUUGUAAUUUGUAUGAUAAGAUGUAAGGAUAUAGAAAUAAAAGUUAAUUAAUUUUGAAUUUGUUCUUGAUGACAGUA
Theobroma cacao (cacao) is the source of this 4333-nucleotide messenger RNA. Its product is annotated as putative phospholipid-transporting ATPase 9. Gene Ontology annotation, biological process: phospholipid translocation. Gene Ontology annotation, cellular component: plasma membrane. The record is from RefSeq and is a predicted model, not a curated record. NCBI's taxonomy places the organism in Eukaryota, Viridiplantae, Streptophyta, Magnoliopsida, Malvales, Malvaceae. Gene Ontology annotation, molecular function: magnesium ion binding; ATPase-coupled intramembrane lipid carrier activity; ATP binding.